CGUGACUGUGCGGGAGCAGCCUGUGGGUCUAUGAUUUGUAAUUGACGUCAUUAAUUGAUCGGAGCAGCUCGCGGUUUGAGGCUCCAGCGCCCAGACUGUAGUGAAGCGUCCUCCCCCUGCGUCCACACAGUGCACAGCGGUCUCCAGUGAGUCCGAUCCGGUCUGUGCUGCUCCGUAACGACUGUCCCUCUGACUGCUCCUGAGAGGAGUGAACGUCUCUGAUGCCAUUAGACGCGGACACCAGCCAAUGAGGGAAAGCUUAAAAAGUCGUUUUGGAAACUCAACGGUACCUUAAUUGGAUCAGGCGGAUUCGGGUAAUUCUACACUUGUUUGCCGAGUUUUCAGAUGGCGCUUUUAAAUGGUGAAGAUGUUGCAUUCCACUCCAACAUACCUGUGCCACUGGAUAUAAUGGUGGCUGUGGUCUACUUUAUAUUCGGGGUAUGUUCGCUGUUUGGCAACAGCACCUUGCUGUACAUCUCCUACAAGAAAAAGCACAUCUUGAAACCCGCCGAGUACUUCAUCAUCAACCUCGCUGUUAGCGACUUGGGCCUGACUCUGUCCCUCUACCCUAUGGCGAUAACUUCAAGCUUCUACCACAGGUGGCUGUAUGGGAAAACGGUGUGCUCCAUAUAUGCAUUUUGUGGCAUGUUGUUUGGCAUCUGCAGUCUGACCACUCUAACCCUGCUAAGCAUGGUGUGCUUUGUGAAAGUAUGUUAUCCGCUCUAUGGGAACAGGUUUAACUCUGUUCAUGGCUGUCUGCUCAUUGCCUGUGCUUGGGUCUAUGCCCUGUUGUUUGCCUGCUCUCCACUGGCCCAUUGGGGGAAAUACGGACCAGAACCUUAUGGCACUGCUUGUUGCAUUGACUGGCACCUGUCCAAUCAGCACAGCACAGCACGUUCCUACACUGUGGCACUGUUCAUCUUCUGCUACAUCCUUCCAUGCUGUGUGAUUGUAGCAUCCUACACAGGCAUUCUCGUCACACUGCAUGCGUCCCGCAAGAAUAUGGAGCAGCAUGCAUCGAGACAGACACACAUGAGCAGCAUCCAGACAGUUAUUGUUAAGCUAAGUGUUGCUGUCUGCAUUGGUUUCUUUGCGGCAUGGAGUCCAUAUGCCGUGGUGUCCAUGUGGGCUGCCUUUGGACACAUUGAGAACAUCCCUCCUCUGGCAUUUGCCAUGCCAGCCAUGUUUGCCAAGUCCUCCACUAUCUACAACCCAAUCAUCUACCUAAUGCUCAGGCCAAACAUCCGCAGGGUGAUGCGCAGGGACCUGGGUACUCUAUGUCAUUCCUGUAUGAAGGGCUGCCACUGCUCAGAUGGGCCAGCUAAAUGCUGCUCCAAACCUGAGGUCAGGGUCAGACUCCGCACAGUCCACAGACACACCAACCAUUGCCCUUCAUCCAACUCCUCUGCUCAGCCUCCUGUAGUAGCUUUAAAAGACCACAAUUGUGAAAAAUGUAAGGAUACUUUUGAAUGCUUCGGGCACUACAAUCAAAAUUGUGGUAUUGCUACCCCUACUGCCAGUGGAGAUCACAACACUCCAGUUUCCCACAAACAAAAAAAGAAGACUCAGAGUGUGUGCCAUAAGAAGUCUCUGCUGGCCACCCUGUGCGCAAAAAGGACUUCAGAAAUAGACAACUUCCAUAUUAAUUUAGAGAUGGUUCCAGGGCAUGCAAAAGUGGCUUGGCCCUGACGUUUCUCUCACUUUACAGUGUUUACAGAAUAUCUCCGGACAUAUUUGGCAAGUUGUGUUCUUGCAGAUGUGAAACUACUUCAUCUAUAAUUUCAGGAAAUCUUUUUUGAGGAAUGUAUCUUGUGCUAUCUAUUGGGCAGCAAUGUAGCUUAUUUAUGAGCUUUAUUUUGGUCAAUAUGACAGAAAGCUGUCAUAUUAUGAAGAAGCUUUGAGGGUCAGUGCAGACUGCUAUUAUUUAAAGGAUAUUUGAUCUGCAACCCAUAACCAGUCUAUAUAUUCUGAAAUUGAUCUCCACGAUGUUUUGGCUUGACAUUGAACAGUGUACUGCUGUUCACGUCAUAGCCUCUAAACCAUUGUGGCCAGGCUAGUUGACUUAAGAUGGAUAGAUUUGGGAGUUUUCCAGAUAUUCAUUUCUCAAUCGGUGUUGUCAGCAUCAGCCUUUAAGCUCUGGUUCAGAUUUAGACACCUUCUGAAAGUGCUCCUCGGCUGCAUUUUAGGUGCUGCAGCAACUUCGAUUUGUAUUUACAUUUAUGCUGUCCUGCCUCAAACGUUCUAUGAAGCACUACAGCAUCUAGGGUCUGUUGUCUAGAAUUAAUGUACGCAUGUAUUACCUUAAUACAGCUGGACUUAGGUAAGAGCUCCCAUUUUACUUUCACAUUUACAAAAGUUUUUUGCAGUACAUUACAGCAAUUUGGACAUGUCGGGAAUAUAGUUAUUAUUUCUGAAUAGUUUAACACAUGCUAGUAUGUUUCAUUAGAGUUGUGCAGAUGUGUUUUGAUCAGAUUUGAUUGGCAGCAAUGAAACAACCCACUAACAGUCAUUAAAUUUGGAUUCAAAUGUUGUAAAAAUUCUCAAAAAAAAUGUAUUCAUGCAAAAUCUGGUAA
Molecule: messenger RNA, 2573 nt
Organism: Scatophagus argus
Lineage: Eukaryota; Metazoa; Chordata; Actinopteri; Scatophagidae
Gene: opn7a
Product: opsin 7, group member a
Exons: 6
Coding region: 346-1689 (447 amino acids)
Biological process (GO): G protein-coupled receptor signaling pathway; visual perception
Cellular component (GO): membrane
Molecular function (GO): G protein-coupled receptor activity
Source: RefSeq, a predicted model, not a curated record